CGCGCGCAUCCCGCUCAACACGGACGCGAUCCAAAAAUACCGACCCAGCCCGGCCGACCGUUGACAUGGGCUGACGUGCACGGCGCGGCCAAAAACCCAUACAAACAACAUUAAAUAACUUGUGCGCGAUAAUAAAUGGUGCAAUGUCGCCGACUGCGAUCAGCGCCGAUCUGCCGCAGUGGUGCGGAAAGGCUGAAGGCUGCCCACAAGCACUACUCGGCUGGCUAUACUUGACCCACGAUCAGAACGAUCAGUGGAUGCCAGGCUCGGCAUGGGGUCCGUUACCGACUGCGGCACCACGAUCCGCCCCACCACCAUCGGACGACACCAGUUCUCUCGUGGAACAGCUUACGGCGUUGUCUUUACGUCGGCCACCGAGGCCCCCACCACCAGCUUACAUGUGUCACUUGUGCUUCAAAAAAGGGCAUUACAUUGGAGAUUGUCCGCAGGCUCGUCCAAAAGGCGAGGGUCUGACUCCGUAUCAAGGCAAGAAGCGAUGCUUCGGGGAGUACAAGUGUCCGAAAUGUAAGCGCAAGUGGAUGAGCGGCAACUCUUGGGCCAACAACGGACAGGAGUGCAUCAAAUGUCGCAUUAAUGUGUUCCCUCACAAACAGCGACCUCUAGAGAAACCAGACGGGCUGGACGUGAGUGAUCAAUCGAAGAUACACCCUCAGCAUUUGUGCCAAAAGUGCCGUUCUUUAGGCUAUUAUUGCCGCAGGGAGUAUUGAACGAAAUCAAAACAUAUAAAAAAAUAUAGAGUAGAAAAUAAUAUAUUUGAUAAUGACUAAUACGAUAUUCCAUCAAAUUUCAGUUACAAGAUGUCUUCCUUUUCUGACUUUCAGGAUUGUAUUGUAGAAAAUUAAAAAUAGCAUCGUUUUGUUUUUACUUUUAUUUAUCACCAACAGUUUAUGAUAAAUCCAAAUAGUUCGCCUCGUGUAGGUUAGAUGGCACUGUUUUCAGAAAAUUCUAAAAUAAUUUUUUCGCCGCAUUGACACCUUAUUUUCUAAUUAUUUUUAACGAUAAGUGAAUUUGUGUUGUCUUACUUAAUUUAGUACUUAUGUUAAAUAUUGCCUUGUGCCUUAGCUAUUCUAGAAAUAAGUCAUCUUUUAUAAAAUAUAUUUUUAAAAGGUUUAUUGUAUAUUUCGAAGUAUUUGUUGAUAUUGUCAUAUCGUAUGUAAUAUGUAAAAUGACCCAUUUUUAGGAUUUAAAAAUUAAAAUGGCAAAACUACCGGUUGUUUAGAAAAACAAUCGAAAAUUUUUCGACAUAUCAAUGUACCAUAACUGUUUAAUUAAAUUUUAAUCAAUUCGUGUAGUUGCGGUGUUAACGAUAAGAGUUUUUCGUCAAAUUUUGUAAACGCGACUAUGUACAAAAAAAAAAUAACACAUCGACGCUUGAAAGACAAACGUGGCUAAGCGACAAUGCGUGAACUCUACAGUAGACUAAUUUA
Molecule: messenger RNA, 1448 nt
Organism: Bombyx mandarina (wild silkworm)
Lineage: Eukaryota; Metazoa; Arthropoda; Insecta; Lepidoptera; Bombycidae
Product: zinc finger CCHC domain-containing protein 24
Molecular function (GO): nucleic acid binding; zinc ion binding
Source: RefSeq, a predicted model, not a curated record